GAGCCGAGGGAAGCAGUAGCAGCAGCGGCGGCGGCGGCGGCGGUUCCCCCCUCAAAAAACCGAGACCCCGCCAAGGCAGAAGCCGAAACGGUAGCCGACAUUGCCUCAGCAUGUCCACCCCUCCUCACCAGCGGCCACCGGUGCUGGCGGCCAUCCGGCAGCAGCCAGAGCAGCGGCUGCUGAAUUGCGCUUGGCUUUAACGCCCCUCUGGGCUUCCUUCUCCGGGAAGGGCGAUGAUCAUGAACUAAGCCGGCUGCCUGCCGGGGCACUCCUUCGAAGGCCAUUACAUCUUAUCACUUAAAAUUUGAAUUAAUAGCAUGAAGAAAUACACCCAGUAAAAGCUGUGCGUAAGAGCUUGAUAAGGAUGAAAGGAGGUCUUUGAAUUGGCUGUGAAAGCUGAUAUAUAGGACAGCAAGGAUUUACUUUUAAAAGUAAGAACCAUGACUAAUCCCAGUGACUGGUAUCACUUUACAUGUACAGCUGCAUCACAGCAAAAGAAAGGGCUCUUGAUCAAAUGUUGGCUUAAAGAACUAAAUCACCCAGCCAUGCAUGAAACUGUGCCAGAAAAAGAGAAAGUGUGGAGAACUGAGGUUGACAGUGAUUUGCCCAAGGUUGUAGAAUGAGUCAGUGGCAAAAGUAUGUUCCAAAACCUGCUCUCUAUCACUGGACUGCAAUGCUUUUUCAAUAUUCUGUAUUCAUAAAAUUGCUUUGAAGAACCUUAUCUCUUCAGGUUCGAUUUUCUUUCAUUAGGCAUUUAAGCUGUGGAGAAACUGGUGCAGAUAUUGCCAUGAAACCUAACUUGAAGCAAUGGAAACAAUUAAUGCUAUUUGGAAUCUUUGCAUGGGGCCUGCUUUUCCUGGUGAUUUUCAUCUAUUUCACUGACAACAACACCGUUGAAGCAGUUCCAAGUUCCUUCUCUUAUAUCGAGACCAAGAGACUUCUGCCCAUUCAAGGCAAACAGAGAGUUAUCAUGGGAGCAAUACAUGAUCCGUCUUUCUUUGAACCAAUUGAUAGGAACGAGGUGCUUCUUAACAAAGAUAUCUUAGAUUCAUUUAAAUCAGGGAAUGGAAACAUUAAAAAGUGGACAGACUCCGAAGAUGGCUUUGAAAGCGAAGAAGAAUUUUUCCCUUCCCAGUUAAAAGGAAAAUCAAAAAGUGCUUUCUAUCAAAGGGAUGAUGAUUAUUUACUUGCUGCUGGUCGGCCUCGGUCACAGAGUAGUGCUCAGCGAAUAGUGAAAUUAAUCUCUGCGGAGGGGGAGGAUCAGAAAGGGAACGCCUUGCAGAAUAACUGGUUUUCUCAAAAGAAGAUGAGGAAGCGGCACAUGAGACGCAGGAGAAGCCAAAUGUUUGAAGAGUCUGAUGAAUGGGAUGGAAUAUAUUCUACGAUGUCAAAAUCAUUCCUGUAUAAGCUCUGGAAAGGGAACGUCUCUUCCAAGAUGUUGAAUCCUCGCCUGCAGAAAGCAAUGAAAGAUUAUCUGAAUACCAAUAAGCACGGGGUGCGGUUCAAAGGGAAGCGAAACUCCAAGUUGACCGCCGAGCAGCUCUUCUGUGAACUCAAGGCUCGAGUGACUAUCAGGACCAUAGAUGGCAAAGAAGCUCCUUUUUCUGUGCUUGGUUGGGAAAAAUAUGUCCCCCAGAUGUCACUGAGUAAAUUGUACCCACGUGGUUUUGGAACCUGUGCUGUUGUUAUGUCUGCUGGUGCCAUACUGAACUCCUCCCUUGGUGAUGAAAUAGAUUCCCAUGAUGCAGUGCUCCGAUUUAAUUCUGCUCCUACACGAGGCUAUGAAAAAGAUGUUGGAAAUAAAACUACCAUGCGUAUUAUUAAUUCUCAGAUCCUUACUAAUCCGAACCAUCACUUCAUUGAGAGCUCCUUAUAUAAAGAUGUUAUCUUAAUAGCUUGGGAUCCUGCUCCCUACUCUGCUAAUCUGAAUGUGUGGUAUAAGAAGCCAGACUACAAUUUGUUUACUCCCUAUGUUCAGCAUCGCAGAAAGAAUCCACAUCAGCCAUUUUACAUUCUCCAUCCAAAGUUCAUAUGGCAGCUCUGGGACAUCAUUCAGGAAAACACCAAGGAAAAGAUUCAGCCCAACCCUCCUUCUUCAGGUUUUAUUGGAAUCCUCAUCAUGAUGUCAAUGUGCAGUGAAGUGCACAUAUAUGAAUACAUUCCUUCGGUCCGACAAACCGACCUUUGCCAUUACCAUGAACUCUACUAUGAUGCAGCUUGUACCUUGGGGGCUUACCAUCCACUGCUCUAUGAGAAACUGCUGGUGCAGAGGAUGAACAAAGGAAUACAGGAUGAUCUGUACCAGAAAGGAAAAGUGAUUUUGCCAGGGUUCAGGUCAGUGAAAUGCCCUGGACAAAAUCGAUUUCCCUACACUUAAGGGGAAAACUUUCUGAAACAAUGUGCAAUAAGGUGCUACUGUCGUACUAUGAACAACAACAAAAAUACUUGAAAAAAAUGGAUCCUAGACCAAUCUAGUCUUGUGACUAUAAACUGUAAUUAGGUAGUAGGCAUGGCAGGAAGUUCUUGCUUCUAAUGCCUGAGUAUUUAUUAUUGCUUUGCGGAUAGAGGGUUUUUUUUAAGGCUUAGCUUUUGAGAGAUACAAACAGCCAUGACAGCAAACUAACAGUGAGUAUUUGUAUGUGGAGCCUGUCAGAGAACAGCAGGCAGUUAUACCACAUGUGCCAGACUGCAGAUCUUUAGCAAAGGUAUUUUAGUAGCUAAGUCUAACCUACUGAAAAAGUACACACACACACACACACACACACACUCACACACACUCACACACACUCACACACACAGAAAGAAAGAGAAAGAAAGAAAGAAAGAAAGAAAGAAAGAAAGAAAGAAAGAAAGAAAGAAAGAAAGAAAGAAAGAAAGAAAGAAAGAAAGAAAGAAAGAUUGUUCUUAGGAUGUCUCCUCACACAUGAAAACAUCAUGAGCCAUAAUCUAUUAAUUUACACUUGUUUUAUUUAUAGGCCUUUUCCGCACACACUAUUUAAAACAUUUUCAGGAAGGAAAUGAGAGGUUUUCUCUGUGGAGUUCUGCAUUGUUAUUCACAUUUUGAUUUCAAACACGUUUCCAAGCAGCUUUUUUCUGUGUUUCUUUUGAAACCCCUUUUUCAAUGGUUCUUUAGACUGAAUCAUUUCUAAACCGUCUUCCCUCACUCUGUGGUCACAUUUUAUCUUUCCCCGCUGCCUUUUUACAUGCCUCUGCCAUUGCCCAGCUUUCCCUCCCCACCGUUUUUUUUUCAUUCCUCACUCCUUUCCUCCUCACUUUUUCUUUUUUGCUAUUUUGGUUGAAUCAAUGAAGCACUGGUUAAUGGCAAUAUAGAACAUCAAUUUUAAAAACCUCUCACAGGUGAGUGCGACCUAAUAUCAUGGUAAAGGGAAGGGGGAAUCAAAAAUGUUCUGGAAACAUUUUUAGUGUGUGGAAAAGGCCAUGCUCUCCUUGUGGCAAAGCGUGGCACCCUGAUUUAAAAAAAAACAUUUGUACUAGUCUAAUUUAAUGUGUACUAAGAUUGCAUGUGUUUGAUUCUAUAAAUUCAUGCUGUGUCGUGGGAAGGCAAUCUACUUGACUAAAGAACAGCAUGUUAAAUUUUGUGCCUGCACAGCAUGCUGGUACCAGUGCUUAACUGAAUAAUAUUUGCUGGCCUUCUGUUUUGGGCUGAAUGUAUAAACAAGAAUGUGCCAUACUGUCAAGAGUACAGGACUAUAGAUUGAUGCUGACCCGUCAAACAAUGCAUCAUGCCACAAGAAUAUUACCACAUUUUUCUUCAACGACAACUCUUGAGUAUCCAGUGGUGAGCUAUCAUGUGAUGAAAUUCUCAAAUAAUUAGGUUAUCAUCUGAUAGUCGAAUUUUCAUGUUGAAUAGAGUAGGUCUGAGGGCAACAAUAAGUCAGAAACACUUUGUACUGAAUAAACUGCUUAUAGAAACAAUCUACUAGCAAGCAGUGUAAUGAGGGCUCUAAGGACUCCUGCAAGUUCUUGGUUCUCCUUCCAUGAAAUAAUAGGAAACUGCAGUUUUCUUGGAAGCAAAGCCAUCAUCUUGGCAUAAGCUCACCGUUCCCAUGUUGCACUACUCAUGUGAGUAGAUUGCUUAAAUUAGUCAUCCCCUAGGUGUAUUAUUAGAAGCAAUUCAGCUCUGUUAUUAAAAUAAUUCGUUUCUUAUUGAUUUGGAAAGGACAAAGACCAAGUUUUUAUUACCUCUAGAUUAAAGCGGCUUAUACACUGGUGCUCUGUCCCAUAGUGAGGGUACAUCUCCUUCAGGGCAGAGAUUUCAUUGCAAAUGUGUUCAUACUUACAAUGCUGCAGAUCUUGGAAGCCCUGCGGUUGCUGAGAGUGGACAAACCCUGAUGUUUUCCCUGGCUUUGGGGUUCCUGCUCCUUCUGGUCUCUUCCCCCCCCCCCCCCCCACUCCUUGCAGGCAUUUCUGGGGAAUCGAUGGCUGGCUUAAAAAAAUUAAUAAUAACAAGCCAUCACAAUAACGAUAUGAAGAAUAUCAAUAUAAAAAAUUUAAGGGAUUUUUUUCAAGCCAGCAAUUUUGCAACCAACCAGAAAUGACCCAGAAGUGGGAGCAGGCAAGCCACACAGCAGGCAGUGGGACAUUUCCUCAUGUGUAAACAGAGAAACACAAGGAGACCCCAUUGUGACCCCACUGCAGAGGGAAGAACCUCAAGGGGAGUGCUCCAUGCAUAAUGGGCCGCCAAAGCAGCACAGAUAUAGUGCUUGGAGGAAUCUCCCUAAAGCAUAGUGAGGGCUGAUUCCUGUUCUUGGGACAUGCACGGAGGUGUACAGAGUAGUAACAUACCAGGACAUUACAGGGAAUGGAAGUCCUGUACAUAACUUCCAAAUCCAAGCCAUUCCUCUGCUUAGUCACUGUUAUCCCUAUGAAAAUACUUCAGUGUCCUGGUGCUUCAUUGCUGGUGAACUAGAUGAAUCUAAAAAUUUUAAUACAGCAUAUACUCUGGCCACUUCUAAUCCCAUAGUCAAAGCUUGAUAUUCCUCUUUUGUUCUUAUUAAAGUUCAUUUGCACACCCAGCAAGGUGAAUUCAAGUUUUGUGUUAGGGCCAAACUAGACAAGAUGGGCAUCCAAUGCUGUUGUUUUAAAGACUAAAUUCCCAGCCAAGAACUUCUUCAAACUGUAUCAUGGAGGCCUGUUAUAGUCAGGACUACUAAGACAUGGGGACAAAGAGCGAUGCUGCUCUCCCCACACUAAUUUUCUAAUCUGAAACAGCAAUGGAGGAGGUGGGGUGGCUUGCAGGCAAAUAACACCCUUAUAUUAUUUUCAUGUCAGGAAAAUGACUCAGGUUUAAGGCAGAGUCUCUUCCUUCCCCCAGAGGGUCUCAGUCAGAAUCCCACCACCGCCUCCCAAGUGAGUUUGAAGGAGUUCCUGUCCUGGGCUUUGUCCAGGAUGGCCAUCUUGUCUAGUUUGUCCAUGCCGUGUUCAGAACCCAGAUGAAAACUAAUUACAAGAAACACAUUAUUGUUACCCAUGGUAGGAUUUGUGGGAAAUGGUGUAAAAAUCAGGCUCAUUCUUGUGUAUCUACAUAUGAACACCACCACUAUCAUCCCAGAUCCACUAGGAAGACCUGGAAGCAGAAAUGUGGAAGAUUGUCCUUCAGCAUUUUGCUACCACUAAGUACAGAUAAAUAUUUUAUGUUGAUUCCUGCAUGUAGGCAUUUCUGUUUAUCAAUAGUACUUGAGCUCUUUUAAGAGGGAUAUUAUUUCUUACAUGAUGAUAACAAACCAUGCAUUUGAUACUUUUAUCCAUGGUAUUUUAUUAGGGUAUACUCUAAGGCAGGGGUCCCCAAACUUUUUAAACAGGGGGCCAGUUCACUGUCCCUCAGACUGUUGGAGGGCCGGACUAAAAAAAACUAUGAACAAAUUCCUAUGCACAAAUGAUUG
Messenger RNA from Sphaerodactylus townsendi, 5903 nucleotides. It is a transcript of the gene ST6GAL2, whose product is annotated as ST6 beta-galactoside alpha-2,6-sialyltransferase 2. The coding region runs from base 788 to 2377 and encodes 529 amino acids. The transcript is spliced from 9 exons. Lineage: Eukaryota; Metazoa; Chordata; Lepidosauria; Squamata; Sphaerodactylidae. The record is from RefSeq and is a predicted model, not a curated record. Gene Ontology annotation, molecular function: sialyltransferase activity.